GGGUGGCGUUGGGUCGGCGCCGGCGCUCGGCUGACUGCAGCUCCUCGGCUCCCCUCCCCCGCGCGCCGCGCGGCCGCCCGUCGCCUCGCACAGGGCUUGGAUGGUUGCAACGGGUAGGGUGGCUCCAGGAUGUUAGGGACUGUGAAGAUGGAAGGGCAUGAGAGCAGCGACUGGAACAGCUACUACGCGGACACUCAGGAGGCCUACUCCUCCGUCCCGGUCAGCAACAUGAACUCGGGCCUGGGCGCCAUGAACUCCAUGAACACCUACAUGACCAUGAACACCAUGACCACCAGCGGCAACAUGACGCCGGCUUCCUUCAACAUGUCCUACGCCAACCCGGGCUUGGGGGCCGCCGGCCUGAGUCCCGGCGCCGUGGCCGGCAUGCCUGCGGGCUCGGCGGGCGCCAUGAACAGCAUGACCGCGGCGGGCGUGACGGCCAUGGGGACGGCGUUGAGCCCAGGCGGCAUGGGCGCCAUGGGCGCGCAGCCCGCCGCCUCCAUGAACGGCCUGGGCCCCUACGCGGCCGCCAUGAACCCGUGCAUGAGCCCCAUGGCGUACGCACCGUCCAACCUGGGCCGCAGCCGCGCGGGGGGCGGCGGGGACGCCAAGACGUUCAAGCGCAGCUACCCGCACGCCAAGCCGCCCUACUCGUACAUCUCGCUCAUCACCAUGGCCAUCCAGCAGGCGCCCAGCAAGAUGCUCACGCUGAGCGAGAUCUACCAGUGGAUCAUGGACCUCUUUCCCUACUACAGGCAGAACCAGCAGCGCUGGCAGAACUCCAUCCGCCACUCGCUCUCCUUCAACGACUGCUUCGUCAAGGUGGCGCGCUCCCCGGACAAGCCGGGCAAGGGCUCCUACUGGACGCUGCACCCCGACUCCGGCAACAUGUUUGAGAACGGCUGCUACUUGCGCCGCCAGAAGCGCUUCAAGUGCGAGAAGCAGCCCGGGGCCGGCGGCGGCGGCUCCAAGGGCGGCCCUGAGAGCCGCAAGGACCCCUCGAGUGCCGCUCACCCUGGCGCCGACUCGCCCCUGCAUCGGGGUGUGCACGGGAAGGCCGGCCAGCUAGAGGGCGCGCCCGCCCCCGGGCCCGCCGCCAGCCCCCAGACUCUGGACCACAGCGGGGCGGCGGCGGCGACAGGGGGCGCCUCGGAGUUGAAGACUCCAGCCUCCUCGUCCGCGCCCCCGAUCAGCUCGGGGCCCGGGACGCUGGCCUCGGUGCCCCCCUCCCACCCGGCGCACGGCCUGGCCCCCCACGAGUCCCAGCUGCACCUGAAAGGGGAUCCCCAUUACUCCUUCAACCACCCUUUCUCCAUCAAUAACCUCAUGUCGUCCUCGGAGCAGCAACACAAGCUGGACUUCAAGGCCUACGAGCAGGCCCUGCAGUACUCACCCUACGGCGCCGCGCUGCCGGCCAGCCUGCCGCUGGGCAGCGCCUCGGUGGCCGCCAGGAGCCCCAUCGAGCCCUCAGCCCUGGAGCCAGCCUAUUACCAAGGUGUGUAUUCCAGACCCGUCCUAAACACUUCCUAGCUCUCGGGACUCGGGGUUUGUCUGGUGAGACCAAGCUGGUAGCAGGAGAGAAAGGAAAGAAAGAAAAGAAAGAAAGAAACAGCAAACAGAACCACACACACCAAACUGCAAACAGCUUAAUAAAAUCCCAACAACUACUUUUAUGUUGUUUCUCGUGCACAGUCGUUCCCCCAGUGCAAAGGACUGUUACUUUAUUAUUGUAUUCAAAGCUCGUUGUGUAGAUUAUGACAAAACCAACCAACCCCCAAAGCAACAUUUUCUCCCCUGCGAUGCUGAAUGAUCCACGAGUGUGUAUAUAUAUAAGUAUAUAUCAUUCUCCUCGUUCUUGGACUCCUUCCCUCCCCCCCCCCACCUUC
Molecule: messenger RNA, 1886 nt
Organism: Ochotona curzoniae (black-lipped pika)
Lineage: Eukaryota; Metazoa; Chordata; Mammalia; Lagomorpha; Ochotonidae
Gene: FOXA1
Product: forkhead box A1
Exons: 2
Coding region: 130-1530 (466 amino acids)
Biological process (GO): anatomical structure morphogenesis; cell differentiation; regulation of transcription by RNA polymerase II
Molecular function (GO): protein domain specific binding; RNA polymerase II cis-regulatory region sequence-specific DNA binding; DNA-binding transcription factor activity, RNA polymerase II-specific
Source: RefSeq, a predicted model, not a curated record